ACGAAUAAUUUCCGUAAAAUAUCCAAAUAAUGGCAAUGCGCAUGCGUAAGACGCCGAGUGCAUCAAAACACACGAAUUUUUUAUCCAAUGUUUGUUGUUCUUGUGUUUGUUUAAAACUAAAAAACAUACACGUACAAAUUAACUUUGUAUAUUCUUGUGUCCGAAUAGUUUCGUGGACCUAACUUUCGUUGUCAGAGCAGUGUGUGGUGUAACUCUCAGUAAAGACAGGUUAUACAAGCACUUCAGAACAUGGACGAGGAGGAGGAAAUCAACUACAACUCGUGUCUGGGCCAGAUAAUUAAGUCAUAUGAAAAAUUGAAUAAAAAUCCCACAAUAGAAGCUGGGCUCAGUGAGCUAUUAGAUGUGUUGAUUGCCAAACUCAAUGAUACAGAGGAGUAUACAAGAAAUGGCAUAUUCAGUGUUAACUUUGUGGAGGCCUCUUUGGUUAUUCAAAGUGCAGCUCAGUUAUAUGGCAAGAAAGUUGACCUGCUCUGGGAUCAUGUGUUGGAAUUUCAUGAAAGGAUGAUCUCUUAUGACAAAACUGAAAAUGUGGAAGAAAUCAACAAUUUGGAAGAAAGAAUCAAUCGAUAUCGACGAAAGAAGCGGCGUCUUAAGCUGCCUAAAGCGACCGCACCAGUUAGUUUUCUUGUUAAAAAGGACAUAUCCAAUCCUGAUGCCCUUUGUGAUGGCAACCUACAUCUAGAUUGGAGUGUCCCAAUGCAUGUUGAAGAAAGGACGUACGAGAGUAGAUUGUUCUAUAGAAAUAAAUUGAACGACUCGCUGAUCAAUAAUUUUGUAAUAUAUGAUAAAGAAGCAGACAGGCUUUAUGAAGAGCCUAAUAUUAAAAUGGAUAGGUGGCCAUGUUGUAAGGAUUUUAAUUUUCUGUAUGAUAUUUGUGAUAGAAAUUACAUUAACGAGCCCACUGAUAUUCAUUUGAUAACAAAGGUACGAACGGAACUUGAUUUAAUAUUUCGAUAUAGAUUGGACAAAGAUAUCGACUGCAACGUACCACGAAGUACAUAUGAGAAAGAUCUUAAAAACUGGGUUCACGAUUACAUAACAGCUAGAAGGGACAAUUUAUCAUUGGAAAUAGUGCAAAGACGUAAAAAAUUGUGUCCGGCCGAAACUGUUAUCAAUAUCCAGCGGCUCCCCGACGCAUUGGUAAUUGAAAAAUUAAGACGGAUAAGUUACCCUGGUGGAUGUAUUGAAGCCGAGAAACGAUUAAACUAUUUGGACCAUCCACCUGAUAUAACAAACGUGGACUCGUCUUCAUCCGAAGACUGUUUCAUAACAAUUCAUCCAUUAAAUUAUGAAGCAGAUAUGUCCUGUGAUAAAAACCAGGGAGGUGAUAAACUGAAAUUGAAUGUAUUAAAUUUACCUACCGAAUGCCUCGAUGAUUCUGCCUUUCACGAAUCUGACAUGUCCGUUGAAUGUGAAAAUACAGAAUUAUCUAGUGUUCACGAUGAAGGUAUUGAAUUGUCAGUUGUUGAUAAAAUGAACAGUCAAAAUGAUGAUAAUUCUUCUGCCAUGGUAGUACCAGAGCAGGAGUCCUGUUUGACAAAAUCCCUCCAAGAAAUUACCAAUCCAUCAACACCAUUACUGUUGGAUGUUAGGAGAAGUUCGCGAGAAAAUAGAGGAAAAAAGUAUGCAAAAUUUAUGUCAGAGAUGAAUCCAGAGACCUGCAAAAUAGUACAAAAACCUGAUACAAGCAAACUUCAACCUGCACAGAAUUUGAACAAAAAAAGACAAAUUCAAGAUGUACAAGAUAAGAAUGCAAAAAGAAGAAAAUCGUCCAAGAAACAACUUGAGAAGCUAGCACAACCUAUUCUAUCAACAAAGAUGAGCAAGUUUGAGAAGUUCUAUUAUUUAAAUUAUAAUUUGGGGGAAGAUGAAGGUGAAUUCCCCGAACUUGUUGAGGACGAAAUCGAUGACACUUAUGAUUGUUUAGGUUCUCCGGAUCUUUUUGAUGAUGUGACAAGCUGUCCUGUUGACGUACAUCUUGACAUAAAUUCAUCACAACAUAUUAAUGACAUAAACGACGAAUUAUAUUCGCCUGAUUUGAAUUCGGAAACUCGAAAUACUAUGAAGGCGUCUCAAGAUUCAGGAAUCGGUGUAUCGGUCGACAAUGAUUUUGACUUGGACUUGGACGAUACGAUGAGGGCCUCUGACAGUUACGGCGACGGUUGUGCGGAAACACAUUUAAGCAACGAGGCAAGAUUGAAAGCUCUUAAAAAAGAAUCGCGAAUUAACAUUAAAAAUUGGAAGUCGAUGAUUACACCAAAAUUACAGGCCCUCGAAAAUGCCGAAUUCGACAUACAUGCCUAUGGGUCAGACAUCAUCGAUAAUAUGGAGGUAAAUGAGGUGAAGAAAUUUAAAGAUGUCGUUCGAGGAAAAUCGUCCAAAGAAGUGGUGAGGUAUUUCAUUUCGUCGUUGCAGCUUGCAAACACUUACAACAUUGAAAUUGGAGGCGCCCAGCAAGGACGGAUUUCAAAUGAUACAUUCAGUAUGAAAUUGUUAACUAAAGAGAGGCACCAUGAACAUUUAAAUGAGUAUGAGGCACCCUCUGAGGAAGCUUUCCGUGAAAAUUUCAAAAAAAUUCAAGAGAUGAAAGGCAAAACUCAUUUGCAUUCCACACCCAGUAAAAUACAUCCGAAAAAUAGAUCCAGUGAAGGAUAUUAAAGAUUACAGGUUUUUUUUAAUAUUCUUCGUCUAGCGAUUAAAUGUUAAUUAUUUUUACUGUUAAUACUUAUUAAUAGUAAACACCUAGAUUAAUUGGUUCAAUUUGAGUAAAAAUGAAUUAUAGUUUUUCAAUUUUGCGCAAACGCACUGUACAAAGAAAAAAAUAUUCUAUUAUGAAUUAUUAUAAUUUAUGGAAAAUAUUUUUUUAAUAAAAUAUUAAAUGUAUAACUGAUAUAAAUUUUGACUAAACGUCCAUUUUAGAAAAUAAUUUUGCAUUCAGUUAUAACUUGUUAAAUCAUGAAAUAUUUAUUUAAAUCAGUAUUGUAUGUUCUUAGAACACUUCAUUCCAAAUCACCAAAGCUUCCUUUGUUAUUAUUUAUUUCAUAUAUAAUUAAAACAGAAUUUGACCUAAAAACUGUAUUUUUUGUAAAUAAUAAAGAUGUUUAAAUUUCUAACUGUGAUCAAAUUUUAUUAUAAUGAUUUGAUGUACCUUGCUUAUUUAAUUAAACAAAGCUUUCUUUUCUUUUGUAUUUUUUUUAUAUAUUUGCGAUUCCAUGUUUUAC
This is a messenger RNA of Aethina tumida (small hive beetle), 3242 nucleotides long. RefSeq lists its product as uncharacterized. The transcript has 5 exons. Gene Ontology annotation, molecular function: chromatin binding. Gene Ontology annotation, cellular component: nucleus; condensin complex. Bases 250 to 2679 code for a protein of 809 amino acids. Gene Ontology annotation, biological process: meiotic chromosome condensation; mitotic sister chromatid separation. Lineage: Eukaryota; Metazoa; Arthropoda; Insecta; Coleoptera; Nitidulidae. The record is from RefSeq and is a predicted model, not a curated record.